UCCAACAUGGUAUCAGAGCCGCGAUCCUACGCCGCCGUCUCUACCGUCGCCGGCGUGAAGCAGGAGACGCUGGCUACCACUCCGAUCGCACAAUCUCUAUUCCUGCGAUUCCUUUCUCGUAUUGUUCCAGAGUCAGUUCCGCAGAGGAACUCGAUCAAUCGUUCAGUUCCGCAGAGGAACUCGAUCAAUCGUGCUCACAGGAGCCUCAACUUAGAUGAUCUAGGCAUCUCUGAGCAGUUGAAUAAGCUGAUGUCUCUCCUUCAAUCCCAGGCGAUUGAGAGAAUUAUUGUUACGCAGUGUAACAACAAUGCCGACGCGCCAGUCCGAUCAACAUCACCAAGGAUUCCGCAGAGGAAUCUGGGUUCGGAGCAGCGGACUUCCGUAGCCGAUCCGCAGCGGAAGGCGAUCCAGGGAGCUUGUCCGUCGUUUCCAGUCAUUCAAUCACCAGUUCAGGCGAUCUCCACAGUCGUUCCGCAGCGGAAGGAAGGAAGUCUUAGCCAAAAACAAAUUGAACAAUCCUCCGAUUCAGCCACAGUGGUUGAGUCUUUCGAUCCGAAAUUUGUUCGGAGAGAAACGAAGAAGAGCACCGCCGGUGAGGAGAUGGCGCCGGGAGUGGAGCCGCAGAAGAUGUGGCGGGAGAUAACAGCUCGGAAUUUGUUGAAAGUUUUAAACAAUUUUAAGUUUGUUUUGAACGAGCAUUCAAUUCGUGACUUGAUUGUGGCUGCCGAUGCUAAUGCAUCUAAAUUGAUCCGAAACAUUGCUGCAGAGUGCGGUGUCGCUCUUUAUGAGGAGUCUAAACAAGUUUCCUAUGAUGUUAUUAGGGAUGAGAAUGGAAACGUUAAAUUUGAUUGCUCAGCUAUUGGUAAGCAGUUUGCUGCUGAAAAUAUAUCUGCUCAGGUCGUGAGAAAGCUUGUGGAUGAUGCAUCCAAGUUUUUGAAUGACAAAGUUUCCAAAGCCGUAGUCACAGUUCCUGCAUUUCCUUUCGUUGCACAAUUUUCUUCCAUGAUGGCAUCAAAUAUGGCAAUGUUUGAACGGGCUUGUGAUUUCUUCUUUCGCCAUGCUGCACAACUUUCAGGGAUUCCGUUGAGAAUGGUGGAGAGGGGCAGGAGGCAGUUUCCAUUGACUAAAGCCAGUAAUAAGGUUGAAGAGAUGCUGUCUGGGUUGCUUAAGCAAAAAGUUGAUGGGUUUUUCAUGCUGAUAGAGAUUGUAAAUUGGAUGGUUGAUGAUCCUCCUCAAGGGGGAAAUGAAUAUGCAAAUGAGGUCAUUAUUUUCAUGGAAACUCUUGUCUCUACUGCUCCGCAGAUAUUGCAGGUUUCAAUUCUCAAAAGAGUUAUGCAAGAUGUUGGUGGAAACGUAAUGGAACAAAAGAGUCUAUAGCCAAGCUAGUCUCUGACUUGAACAGUUCAAAGCUGGAGCCUGAUGUUGAUGUGGUGGUGGCACCUCCUUUUCUGUAUAUUGAUCAAGUAAAGAACAAUUUAACUAAUCGGGUUGAGAUUUCUGCUCAGAAUUGUUGGAUUGGAAAGAAUGGAGCUUUUACUGGAGAAAUCAGUGUGGAGCAGUUAAAUGAUAUUGGAUGCAAGUGGGUCAUUCUUGGUCAUUAUGAGAGGAGACAUAUAAUUGGAGUUAUAGCCUGCAUCGGGGAACUUUUACAAGAAAGAGAGGCAGGAAAAACUUUCGAUGUCUGUUUCCAACAAUUAAAGGCUUUUGCAGAUGCUUUACAAGAUGAUUCAGAAAGGUCCACCAUCCUUGGUGAACUCAAUGAGUAGCCUAUGUUUGCAGUCCUCACUACCUUUUGUGUUUAAGUUGGGCAUGUAGAAUCUACACGCUCCAACUUACGGGGGGGUGUUGGAGGAUGACAGUUCAAGCCAGCAUGCAGCCACCAGUAGAGCAGUUAGGGGUGUUCUUGUAUUUCCAUCUGUUAGUUGGUUGUAACCAACUUGAUAUCAUCUUCUCAAUUUUAUCCAUUAUAUAUAACAUUUCUCUGCUUCGUUAUCUGUACAUUUCAAGACAUUAUUUUCCAAAUAAACAAGUUUGAUUCUUCA
This is a messenger RNA of Ipomoea nil (Japanese morning glory), 2042 nucleotides long. RefSeq lists its product as uncharacterized. Gene Ontology annotation, biological process: exocytosis; intracellular protein transport; Golgi to plasma membrane transport. Gene Ontology annotation, molecular function: ATP binding; ATP-dependent protein folding chaperone. NCBI's taxonomy places the organism in Eukaryota, Viridiplantae, Streptophyta, Magnoliopsida, Solanales, Convolvulaceae. The record is from RefSeq and is a predicted model, not a curated record. Bases 7 to 1377 code for a protein of 456 amino acids. Gene Ontology annotation, cellular component: membrane; exocyst. The transcript has 2 exons.